AUGUCUGCGCAAGACGGACCGCAGGAGGAUGUGUACGCUACACUCCUUCUAAGCGAUACAUAUUUGCCCGGUGCUUUGGUGCUUGCGCAAUCUCUACGAGAUGCUGGCACAACCAAGAAGCUGGCUGCCCUUGUUACGCGGGAUACCGUAGCACCCGAAGUCAUCACCGAGCUCGAGACCGUCUAUGACUACAUCAUUCCAGUCAACACCAUACGCAAUACCCAAACUGCGAAUCUGAACCUGAUGGGCCGAGCCGACUUGCACUCCGCUUUUACCAAGAUCAACCUAUGGCAGCAGACUCAAUUCCGAAAGAUCGUCUACAUCGAUGCCGAUGUCGUCGCUUACCGAGCUCCCGACGAGCUCUUUGACCUACCUCACCCGUUCUCUGCUGCUCCCGACAUUGGCUGGCCCGAUCUCUUCAACACCGGUGUCAUGGCUCUAACACCGAACUUGAGUGACUACCAGGCUAUGUUGGCGAUGGCAGAGAGGAGCAUCUCGUUCGAUGGCGCUGAUCAGGGUCUUAUCAACCUGCACUUCAAGGAUUACAACCGCCUUAGCUUCGCCUACAAUGUUACCCCCUCCGCUCACUAUCAGUAUGUUCCUGCUUAUCGCCAUUUCCAGUCGGGCAUCAACCUGGUUCAUUUCAUCGGUCCCGACAAGCCGUGGUUCCAAGGCAGAAGCUCCACAACUGGAAGUGCGCCCUUUAACGAAAUGACUGGGAAAUGGUGGGCGGUUUAUGACCGACACUACAGUGGAUCGGACAAAACGUCGGAGCUCGUCCAGUUCUUCACUAAGGGAGAAUUCCAGUCUCAUGGCACCACUAAGAACACUUACAUUCUGAAGCAUGGGCAAAAUGGAUAUUCAUCUAGCUCAUCAAGCUGGGACGCUUCAAGGCAUGCUCCCCCAACAAACUCCAGGCCAGAGGCUCAGAACUUACCCACUACGGUGUAUCACAUGUCUCAGGAUACUACUCAAUGGGUCGCGCCUAAGUGGUAUGUUCCUCCUAGGGAGCCUGGUGCGCCUCCCAUGAAACAGAUAUUCCCUUGGGAGACUGAGCGAUCUGCACCUACUCGUGUGUUCGCUGAAGAUUACCCCCAGGAGCCUGAGGAGGAACCUGAGGAGGAAGUUGAAGAGGAAGAGGAGGAAGAGGAAGAAGAACCGCUGUCUAGCGGCGCACAAACCCCUACCGGUGGAGCGUGGAAUGCGCCUUCGGUUACAGAUGCGUCCACGGAUGAUCAGAGGAGCGAGCUUGUCACACCAACUACUCCAACCAUGCAUGCCAUACCAAACACAUGGAACUCGUUUACUAUGACCAAUGCCUGGGAUGAUGUACCAGAGAUUGAGCGGUACGUUGACAAGAUACAGAGGCACAAGCAGAAGCCGAGCCUAAAAUCUUUGCCUGGCGUCGUAGGGUUGCAGCAUUCUGCUGAACAACCUGAGGCUACUCAACGUAGGCGAGGAAGCAAGGUGACAGAUUUCCCUACCGAAGCCGAGCGUCCCAGCCUGCCAGUUACUCCAGCGCCCGUCCGCCGGACAUUCUGGGAUAGUGGCGACAAUGUUCACGGUGGUAACGAUAGCAACCCGCAGCUACCGGCUGCACAAGGUGUGCCGGCGCAGUCUGAAUGGGACCCUGCAGCCAAGCUCCAGGAACUGUCUCAGUGGCACGAUGCAUUGCUACAGAAGCUCAGUGGUGAUGGCAAAGGCAGCGGUGAAUUUCCCCACGAUCACAUCGCGCAAUCGGCUACGCUCGUGAGCCCGAAGCCAGUCAAAGGCGGCGCUAAUCCUAAUGCAAUUCACAGCCUGGAGUCAAACUUAGAGACGCUUCCUCGAAUUAUUACGACUGGAAAUCGUAAGUCGAGAGGUGUGACACCCAUGCUCGCGCCUAGCUACUCCGGUCCUGGAGCGGCGUUCGAGAAGGGCGAGGGUAUUCCCACCGAAGACAUGCCUAUUCCACGGGGCGCUAUCUCUCAGCAUCCGGCAGCAGUGAGACACUCCGGCGUCCUCCAACCGAGCUACUCAGGCCCCGGCCCCGCAUUUGAGAAGGAUGCAAAUUUACCAUUUGAGUUAUCGGCGGGACAGUAGUUUAGACAUACCACAUCGAGGUCCCAAUAAGCCUAAUAUGGCUUCUCUUCCUUGGGGUUGGUAUGGUCAACAUUGAGGCUACAAGAGGUCCGACGAGGCUCAUCUAGCUAG
This is a messenger RNA of Daldinia caldariorum, 2193 nucleotides long. Its product is annotated as glycosyltransferase family 8 protein. The transcript is spliced from 7 exons. Lineage: Eukaryota; Fungi; Ascomycota; Sordariomycetes; Xylariales; Hypoxylaceae. Gene Ontology annotation, cellular component: cytoplasm. The record is from RefSeq and is a predicted model, not a curated record. The coding region runs from base 1 to 2082 and encodes 693 amino acids. Gene Ontology annotation, molecular function: glycosyltransferase activity.